This is a messenger RNA of Alosa sapidissima (American shad), 2209 nucleotides long. RefSeq names its product fibrous sheath CABYR-binding protein-like. Gene Ontology annotation, biological process: anterograde axonal transport. The record is from RefSeq and is a predicted model, not a curated record. Gene Ontology annotation, cellular component: mitochondrion. The transcript is spliced from 5 exons. The coding region runs from base 123 to 923 and encodes 266 amino acids. NCBI's taxonomy places the organism in Eukaryota, Metazoa, Chordata, Actinopteri, Clupeiformes, Clupeidae.
GAGGCGAGGCAGCAGAGAGAAUUCGCAGUCAAGGGAGACGCCAGUUAUCCUUUUAGCAGUCAUUCAUUGAGCCUCCCCUCUCAAGCACCGAGCGCACAGAUAGGCAACCGGACUGAGCAACAAUGUUGUUCUGCAGAGCAGCGUGGCAGAGACUCGGGCCCCUUGCGCGAAAGACUAUCCCACCACUAUCCAGAAAUGCAGUCCCUGCACGGACAAUGUCUGCAGCUUCGGGAGGCUCGGGCAUGAACAAAGCUUUGGUCGUCGUGGGGGGAGGCUCUCUUACAGCUGCUAUUAUUUAUGCUUACAAGACGGUAAACUCAGACAGUGCAAGAUACUCUGACAGAAUCGCAGAGAUUGAAGCCAGGCCAAAGACUGAGGAAGUUGGAGUGGUAGCCGCUGCUGAAGAGGCAGCCCCAGUAGAAGCAGCCGCUCCAGUCGUAGAGGAGGUAGCAGCCCCUGCUGCUCCAGAAGAAAGUGCACCUAUGGAAGAGGCACCAGCCGCUGCCGAACCCGCGGCGGAGGAGCCGGCAGCCACAGAGCCUGCCGCUGAAGCCGCACCCGAAGAAGCGCCUGCGGCUGAGGCAGAAGUGGCACCGGAGCCUGCCGCUGAAGCGGCACCUGCCGAGGAUGCCCCAGCCGCCGAGGCUCCCGCGGCAGCAGAAGAGGUGGCCGUGGCUGAAGCUGCACCUGAGGAGGCACCAGCAGCCGAGGCCGCAGCGGAAGCAGUCGUGGAGGCAGUGGCCGAGGUCUCUGCCGAGGCCACAGUGGAAGCAGUCGUGGAGGCAGUGGCCGAGGUCGCCGCCGAGGCUCCGGUAGAAGCGGCUCCAGAGGCUGCCGCAGAGCCUGCAGAAGAAGCCCCCACAGAGAGCUCUGGUGAGGCGCCAGUGGCCGAGGCCCCCGCAGCAGAGGCUGUCGCUGCCUGAGCUGGUCUGCACUCCGACAGGGAGGGUGGUUAGAGCCAUGGUCCUUUCCCCACUCCCUACACCGCCCCCAGCCCCCUCUACAUUUUACAAUAAGCUGCAGUUGUGGACUUUUGCUUCAUUUGAAUUUCACAUUUGAAUGGCAAUUUCAGGGCACCUCGUUUCCUUUAUAUUUCCCAUACAAGAGAAAUUGGGAUGCUCGCUCUUGUCUCAAAAUAUUCUUUCUAUACACCGGUAUUUAUCUUUGGGUGGGAGAGGCGAAGAGGAGUUUUAGGGAGAAAGGGAUGUUUUUAUCAGAACAGUACACAGUUAAACAAUAUCUAGGCAGUUUUGUUUCUCCACUGAAGACUAAUUUCUGACUGUGUCAGAAUGAAUAUAAUGAAUAACUAAUGGCUUCUUUGGAGAAUCCAAACGGGCUUAUUAGGAUUGGGAUGUGGUACAGCCUAAAUGCUAGUCUAUAUCUAUGCACUUCCACUUUCACAGGAUUCUCUGCCCUGAACAUGCAUCUGAAGUAAAGUUUGGGUGUGUAAACAUCCUAGACAAGUACUUGAUAUCAGAUGAUGAAUGUGAAGAAUUGAUUGUGUGGCUGCACAAUCCUCUGCUGCAUCUUACUGUAAAAAUGUGACCAAAUGCUGUUUUCCCUGUUCUGGCUUCCCUGCUCCCUCCUGUCUCCUCUCCUGUUUCCUUGUAGAGUGCUAAUUUCCACAAUACCUCAAGUCCUUUCUUCACAUCUGGACACACAAGCCAAUAUUACUGUACACCAGACUGAUAGUAGUGAACUUUCUUUUGUAAAAUCAACUUUCCGCUAGCCUUACCUCUCAGGAGCCAAAAUGGUCGCUCUAAGGAGCCAAAAUGGCCGCUCCUUACUUCCCACUCCCAGGUGUCCACUACCAGUCAAACGGCACCGCGCCUGCCUAAAGUGGGCUAAACAAACCUUGUCAGGCCUUUGUUUCCAAAGGACAACCUUUUUUUUUCGUUUUCAGUUUUUGAACCGGUGUCCCAUGUGUCCUCCACUACAACCUUGAGGGCUGGAGCCAUAUUUUUCUUGGCGGGUGUGGAACUGUUGGUGUCAGCAAUGUCUUUCUUUGUAAAUGUGAAGUCUGAUGAGAUGUCCAACCACACGCCACUUCACAUUGCUCAGCAUAGGAGAUUUUUGUACUGUGCCGUCUUUGGUCCUCACCUCGGCCGACUAACUCUAGAUUAUGAUGGCCUGUUUGAAAGGCCAAUGUUAAAUCUUUGAGUGAUAAGGGAAAUUCCAUUGAUUGUUCAAUAAAGUUGUUAAUGUCAAA